Molecule: messenger RNA, 1195 nt
Organism: Pimephales promelas (fathead minnow)
Lineage: Eukaryota; Metazoa; Chordata; Actinopteri; Cypriniformes; Leuciscidae
Source: RefSeq, a predicted model, not a curated record
GCGCUAGAAUCUGGAGCGUCGCGUCGAAGUGCAGCGACAUUUUCUUCUCAUUUCAGUUCCUCUUCAUCAACAGGACCGAUACACACAGUCUGAUCUCGAACACACACACACACACACACACACACACACACACACCGACCGACUGAUGCUCGGAACAACCCGGAGCUGAGAGGAGCAUCACGCGCUUCUGUGGGAGACUCUCCGCUCUGAUGGUUAUGGUCGGUGUGUGACGCUCAGUGUCUCAGCUUCACUCAGCAUGUCUGCUCUACAGGGAGCGUGGCCGCCUGGCACCGAGUGUGUGGCCAAGUAUAACUUCCAGGGCAGCACCGACCAGGACCUUCCCUUCAGCAAAGGAGACCUGCUGACCAUCAUCAGCGUAACCAAGGACCCGAACUGGUAUCGAGCGAGGAGCAGUGUGGGGCGAGAGGGAACGAUUCCUGCCAACUACGUCCAGCGGAGAGAAGGCCUGAAGUCUGGAGGGAAGCUCAGCCUGAUGCCGUGGUUUCACGGGAAGAUCCCGCGGGAGACGGCGGAGCGGCUGCUGUAUCCGCCCGAGACGGGCUUGUUCCUGGUGCGCGAGAGCACAAACUACCCCGGCGACUACACACUGUGUGUGAGCUGCGACGCGAAGGUGGAGCAUUACCGCAUCAUCUACCACAGCGGCAGGCUGAGCAUCGACGAGGAGGAGUACUUCGACAACCUCAUGCAGCUGGUGGAGCACUACAGCAAAGACGCGGACGGCCUCUGCACGCGCCUCAUCAAGCCGAAGCUGGUGGAGGGGACGGUGGCGGCGCAGGACGAGUUCUCCAGGAGCGGAUGGGCCCUGACCCGCAGAGACCUCAAGCUCAUCCAGCCCAUCGGGAAAGGAGAGUUCGGAGAUGUGAUGCUGGGAGAUUACAGAGGGUCGAAGGUCGCGGUGAAGUGCAUCAAACACGACGCCACAGCGCAGGCGUUCCUCGCCGAAGCCUCCGUGAUGACUCGGCUGAGACACACUAACCUGGUGCAGUUAUUGGGUGUGAUCGUGGAGGAGAGAGGCAGUUUGUUCAUCGUGACUGAAUACAUGGCGAAGGGCAGUCUGGUGGAUUACCUGCGCUCGCGGGGUCGAACGGUCCUGGGCGGCGAGUGUUUGCUCCAGUUCUCGCUUAACGUGUGUGAAGCCAUGGAGUAUCUGGAGGCCAAUAACUUUGUGCACCGA